This is a messenger RNA of Kwoniella botswanensis, 378 nucleotides long. RefSeq lists its product as uncharacterized. The transcript has a single exon. The record is from RefSeq and is a predicted model, not a curated record. Lineage: Eukaryota; Fungi; Basidiomycota; Tremellomycetes; Tremellales; Cryptococcaceae. The coding region runs from base 1 to 378 and encodes 125 amino acids.
AUGGGUCAUACACACCCACACUCCUACUCCCACCCUGGUGUAUUCCCUCAAACUCACCCUCAUCAACCAUUCGAUUUCAACUAUUAUCAACCAUCCUUCGCCCACCCUUCUAUAUCUUCAGGAGAUCAUUCUGAACACCGAUCCCAACCUGCAGCACCAUCUUCGGUAUUCGGAUCAUCGUCUACUACUACCAAAUCUGCUGAGUCCAGUAUCGAUCUGGGAUAUGGUUUAGCUCAAUAUCAAGUGGUGGCUACUGCCACUGCGACGGGGCAAAAUCGACGAAUGACGAUGGGUGAUGAACAGCCUAGGAAAGGUUAUGGAACUGGGGAGAUGGAGAUGGGGAUGGAUACGAAAGCAACGGGGCUGUUACUGGCAUAA